AUGGCCGGCUUUGGCACCCAGCAGUGGUACAACGCGCCGAGCAGCACCCUGCGCGGGGAGGUGCUGGAGCGGGAGCUGGGGGACGGCUUCCUCGGCUUCGCGGCGGAGCUGCUGGCGGCGGGCAGCUACGAGACCGCGGGGGCGCUGUCGGCGGCAUUUGCGUCCCAGCUGCAGCACGCAGUCGUGACCACCGACGCCGCCAGGCUCGCGGCCGUGGCCGCGGCGGCGGGGGCGGAGUGCGAGAUGGCCUUCAGCGUGCUCGUCGCGGAGGAGCUGGAGGCGCCGCCGCGGGGCGAGUCGACGCUGCUCGACGCGACGGCGCUCGACGGCGGGCCCCGGCCGCUGGCGUUCUUUGCGGCGCCGCCGUCUGGCGCCGACGCCGCGGGCCGGGCCGUGGCGUUCAAGCUGCGCCACCACCUGUGGCGCGGCGCCCUGCUGACCAAAGAGGCGGCGUGGGGGACCGCCGCGCCGGCGGCCACGGAGCUGGGGGCCGUGACGUCGGUCGUCGGCCUGCAGGAGCCGUGCAUGCUGCGCGGCCUGGGCGGCACGGCGUCCAGCACAGUGACCCCCCAGGGGUUCGGCGCUGAGGGCACCCUGUUCGUCCUCGACACCGCCAUCGGCGUGGACGCGAGCGCGUUCGAGAGCGGCUGA
Messenger RNA from Monoraphidium neglectum, 651 nucleotides. RefSeq lists its product as hypothetical. Lineage: Eukaryota; Viridiplantae; Chlorophyta; Chlorophyceae; Sphaeropleales; Selenastraceae. The transcript is spliced from 2 exons. The coding region runs from base 1 to 651 and encodes 216 amino acids. The record is from RefSeq and is a predicted model, not a curated record.